UUCUUUCUUUGCCCUAGGCGACAAUGGAGCAGCUGGAAGGUGGAGCGAUGGUGGAUGACGGCCUCGCGCAGCUUGUUGAGCAGCUUAACCGGCAUUGCCUUGCCCCCGACGGAUCUUAUGUCGCCAAAGCUGCGUACUACGAUCUCGUCCAGGCGCGUGAGGAGAUGGGGCGGGAGAGGCUUCGUUUCCUAGAAGUGAUGGCGGCUUACAGCGAAGCAGUGACACUUGUGGAAGAAUUCCAGCAGGCUAUCUCAGUGGCAAAUGCAGGUGGAAUCAGGGAUGUUCAGGCAUUGUUCUUGCAGCUCGGACUACGCUCUACUCCACAGGUGUAUGAAGCCCUGGAGGAGCGUCUGGCUGUGGCCGAAGCUUGCCAGCGCUUGCGGCUCCCUUCCGUAACGAAAGAUGGCGACAUACUAGACGAGGAAGCGGAGAAGUGCAGCAUUGUGUCGAAAAGCUCGCUGGACAGCAGCACCACCAGCAUCAGCAUGAGCUCCAGCAACACCAGCACUCCCAAUCCCAGCCACGAUGUUAAUGAAGUUGGAGUUUCCGGUGUUGUCAACCGCUUCCUAGGAAUAACUCCUGCGUGGCUUCGUCAGACACAUCUAUCAAAGGCCCCUUUUGCUGAGGACAGCACAGGCUACCUUAUGCUGCUGAUUCCGGAAAUUGAAUCACGGCUAAAAGCCAAGUGUGAGAAAAUCAGCUCUUCCUUUCAAGAGAAUGAUGGCUUUGGUUCUCAUGGUACAAAGAGCUAUAGACUUGCUGAAAGGGUUAAAGCAGCUGUAGAAUCCAACGAGAGCGAAGAGGCGGCUUUACUUAGCGAUCUCUACUCUGCGGACCGAAAGUUUUCAGAAUACUACAAUGUUCUUGAGCAGAUAUUGGGAGUACUGAUAAAGCUGGUCAAGGACUAUAAGCUGCAGCACCAGCAUGAAUAUGACGAGAUGAGAAAAGCUUGGCUGUGUAAGCGUUGCGAGACAAUGAAUGCGAAGCUGCGUGUGCUGGAACACCUUGUUCUCAGAGACACGUAUACGGAAGAAUCAAUCGCAGCGUUGCACAAGAUCAGGAAUUAUUUGCUGGAAGCAGACGACGAAGCCACUGCCGGAUAUAAUAGAGCCGUGACGAGGUUGCGCGAGUACCAAGGCGUGGAUCAGUACUUUGAUGACAUUGCCAGGCGGUAUCACGACGUUGUUAAGAAACUGGAGGGAAUUCAGUGGACAAUAAGACAGGUGGAGAUGGACCUCAAUAAUGGACACGAGCAUUAGUUUGGCUGGAACUGGGGAACAGCUCAGUAGAUACUUUCGAGGCUCGAAAAGGCAGGCACAGGGAAUGGUGAAAGUGGUGGUGGUGCCAUGCGUGGAACUCGCUGGUGUUAGUUUGGUUUCUAGUGGCAGGGAAGACGAGCAAGCUACAGCAACGGAAACAGACUUGUUGGUUGGAUGUAUCCACCGUUUUGCGCUCUGCUAGAUUCAAUGGACUUGGUCAGUGCGGCA
Selaginella moellendorffii is the source of this 1487-nucleotide messenger RNA. Its product is annotated as AUGMIN subunit 4. Gene Ontology annotation, molecular function: microtubule minus-end binding. The transcript is spliced from 13 exons. The record is from RefSeq and is a predicted model, not a curated record. Lineage: Eukaryota; Viridiplantae; Streptophyta; Lycopodiopsida; Selaginellales; Selaginellaceae. Gene Ontology annotation, biological process: spindle assembly. Gene Ontology annotation, cellular component: HAUS complex. The coding region runs from base 24 to 1259 and encodes 411 amino acids.